Molecule: messenger RNA, 2613 nt
Organism: Daldinia childiae
Lineage: Eukaryota; Fungi; Ascomycota; Sordariomycetes; Xylariales; Hypoxylaceae
Product: Reticuline oxidase
Exons: 6
Coding region: 1-2613 (870 amino acids)
Molecular function (GO): oxidoreductase activity; FAD binding
Source: RefSeq, a predicted model, not a curated record
AUGCAUUCGUCAGCGGCCUUCUGCCUCGGGCUCGUGGCUAGCCUCGCCCAGGGAGCUGUCCUCACCAGGCGUGCUGCUCUAGAAGACUGCCUCUCGAGUAGUGAGACAGUUGUAGAUGCGAUCGGUUCGGACGACUACAAUCGCGAUAUAACGCCUUUCAACAAGCGGUUGGAAUUUACACCUGCAGCCAUUGCCGUACCGACCACGGUAGAGCAGAUCCAAUCCGCGAUAUCGUGCGGCUCAAAGCUGGGGUAUAAGGUUACCGCGAAAUGCGGAGGGCAUAGUUAUGCGUCUCUAGGUCUUGGCGGAGAGGACGGUCACCUUAUCAUCGAGCUGGAUCGCAUGAACUCCGUUAAGCUUGACGCGGAGACCAACAUAGCGACUGUGGACUCGGGUACGAGACUGGGUCACCUAGCAGCAGAGCUAUACGCCCAAGGAAACCGUGCUAUAUCCCAUGGAACAUGUCCAGGUGUUGGCAUCUCCGGUCAUAUCCUCCAUGGUGGAUUCGGCAUGAGUUCUCACUCGCGCGGCCUCGCAUUGGACUGGGUGGUUGGAAUGAAUGUUGCAUUAGCAAACGGAUCUCUUGUUCACACCUCGGCAACAGAAAACAAGGAGAUCUAUUGGGGUCUGCUAGGCGCCGGCUCAAAUUUCGGAGUUGUCACAAGCUAUGAGCUUAAGACGUUUGAGCCCCCAGCAAACGUCACAUGGUUCGUAGUUAAUAUGCCGUUGAAAAAGAAUACAUCCGUUGCUGUUCUGGAGGCGAUAGAAGACUAUACCCUGAAUACUAUGCCAGCCGAGCUGAAUAUGCGCCUUUUCGCCACGCGCCAAUUCACCCAGCUGGAAGGUAUCUAUCAAGGAAACAAGACAGACCUCGAGGCUGCGUUGGCGCCAUUACUGAACAAGACCGGGACGUCCAUAGCGCAAGCCCAGACGACCACUUGGAUCAAGGGCCUCGAACACUUUGCUACUAUGAAACUUAACCAGACGUAUCCUUACACCCAAGUGCAAGAGAACUUCUACGGCAAGAGUUUAGAGCUGAAGGGGUUGAGCGGAACUGCGGCAAAGAACUUUGCUGAUUAUUGGUUGACGUCGCCAAGAAGGAGACAACUCGGUGCUGACCCAAAUUUGACGUCGUAUGCACACCGUGACAAGCUAUACAUCCUCCAGUUCUACAUGACGACAAGCGGCGCUCCGGACACGGCCUUCAAAUUCGUCAACGAUUGGGCGGAGACUACAACGGCUCCCUUAACGGCGGACGACUGGGGAAUGUAUUUCAACUACCCAGACACAAAUCUAAACCGCACGAGGGCACAAGAGAUGUAUUGGGGUAAGAAUCUGGCCAAGUUACAGCAACUCAAGGCAGAGCUCGACCCCAAAGAACUAUUUUACUACCCAGUGUCGAUCAGCCCCGCGGAGAAGUCCGAGCUUCUAAGCAAAGUAUUAUCGCCGCUGAAAAUACGAAUAUGCUUCUCAUCUAGGUCCCUUUUUCAAAAAUUCCAUCCAUUUUCUAGGGAGCGCGGCUACGUGUACCCACCCUCAACAUGGACCACACGGUUAGGGCUGCCAAGCCAGGAAAUUUUGAGGCUGGUCUCAUCGAUUUGCGUGUCAAAAGUUGUUCUUCUUACCUUUAGCGUGAUGCAUCCAAAAUUCCUCAUCAUCGACCGGGAGAGAGCCUGGCUUCCCAGCUGCAAUGUGAGUUGGGAGGCGUGGCUGGAAGGAUGUGUCGAAGUCAGCGGCAAUAUUGUGACCACCAUGGUCGAGUUUUACCGUCAUGUCUGGGAUAGGCAACUUGAGAAUCAUCUCGAGGGCGGACGUGGUAUGGACUAUGACCGUUCUUCGCUUUCAACACUCCUUGAACUCGGUUUAACAUCAGCACCCCGGAAUCACGUCGGUACUUUCGAGGACUUUAUACCGGGUACUGAGAUCCCAGCGAUUCUUCUACCGUCAUCUCAUCAUCGCAAUCCUAAGUUUGACUUAAUUCCAUGGCACGCCCAUCCACCACCGCCGCCGACCCCUCUCAAUACGGCUGUGCUACAACUCUUAGACAUGUCGGAACAUAUCAUCUAUAUCCAAACCCCAAAUCUCACAUCUGCGAUCGUAAUUAAUAAACUUGUGGACGCUUUAAAGCGGGGAGUCAAUGUUACCAUCGUAAGUAACGAGAGACUCAUGCUUCUAGAGCAAAUCAUCACAGCCGGGACUACGACAUCUCGUUGUCUUAAUUCACUUAUUAAGAGAUAUAAGAAACUCAAAGCGCAGCGUCCUCAAUCGACAAGUCACGACAGCUACGCAAAUUCAAACCUAGGUAUUGAUAUCGAAGCACAACAACCUCGAUUAGGACUCUUGAAUGUCCAUUAUUAUUGUCCCGCCUCUAAAAAUGAACCCGACGAAACAGCAGAAGAGCCAGUACAGUCGCAUCUUAAACUGACCAUAAUAGACGCUCAAUAUGUUAUACUUGGGUCUGGAAACAUGGAUCGCGCAAGUUGGUUCACAAGCCAAGAGCUAGGUAUUUUGAUCCACUCCGAGGACUUCGCGACAGCGGUUUCCACUGCUGUUUUUAGUACUCUUAGUGGCCGGCGAGAACCAGUUUUCAUCUCGGACGAGUUGAAAGAUUGA